ACUUUUCUGAGGUAGGCCUAUAAAAUGUAUAUUUGUUUUAAUUAAACCGUUGUAUAAGACGUGGAUAUUAUGUUUAUACCCCCGUGACCAAAAAGGAAACUAAGAAAAAAUAUAAUACCCUAUAAAUACGAAUUUGCAUUUUUCUCACAUGAAAAGAAAAGAGAAUAAUAAUUUGCUUUUGUAUAAUUCACUUGACUUUUCCACUUUUUGAUUUUUGAGGUACAGCAAAGCAACCUUGAACGGCGUUCAAACCAAAAUCCACGAAAUUUGAGCUUAAGUGUUGAGCACUUUGUAAACUAGACAUGCUUCAUUGCACAUCGAUGCUGCCAAAUAAGAUUGGAUCGGAAUGUUGACAGCGUGCAUCAAUGCGGAAGAAAACACUUAAAUUUGCGACAUUUGGAGGGAAAGACAUACUUAGGAUGCUGAACGGAGUUAACUAAUUAUACAAGUUUUCUUGGAUGCGGUAUUGUGAGUGAGUGAUAAAGAAAAUAUAAAAUGCAUUUUACAAUGGAAAAGUCAGUCAGAGGUUUGCUCCUUUUAUUGUCAUUGUCAACAAUUGGAGUCCAUUCUCAGACCAAUGACAGGGCCAAUGCACUCCCUAAAGAUGAUCCUGGACAUAACACACACCAGGAAUAUGUUAUUUAUGCUUGCCUCUCAGUUUCUGGGAUCUUAAUCGGAUUGGUAGUAUUAAUCUUAUGGUUCCUGGUAGACAGGACCAAAGAGCAGCUACGGAACAUUGAUGCUAUAAUGCCUGAAAUCAUAAUGAACCACAGACAAAAGAAGAAUGCUCGGGACGAAGAGGAAAUGUUUGGGACGCUCACGGCGCAUCAAGAUUUGGAAUACAAGCGUAUGGCAAGCACGGAAUCGUCAAAUAAUAGAAACUCUGUUGAGCUGACUGGAUUCCGUAAGUAUGGUACAUCGUCAUCUGCUGUAGUUUUGGAGCAUUUGGAUGUUGAUACGUUUGAGAUAGAUUCAGACAUUAACGCUAUGGAUAUUACAGUUGAAACUACUGUAGGGGACAGCAGUCGAAGGACUUUAGUAGGAAACACUCCGCCACCGUACAAUUCGCCGCCUGCUUAUGAUAAUCCGGCUGCACAGGUGGGGGAGCAUAACGUUCGCACCAAUGGCAGUGCUUUGCAAAGGAACUCGUUAGACUUUGAGGAAGAUCCAAGAAACAAGAGGCGAUAUAAAAAGAAAUAUUAUGAAAGUAAUUUGUAAAAAUGUUAAUAACUGAUCAUGAAUUUGCUAUGAAAAUUAACAUUGAUAGCAGUCAUUGCAAGGUAUAGAGUCAGGAGGUAUAAAGUUUCAAUAAUGACAAUAAAUAAAGACAGUAGGACGUAUAAUGUAAUGACGUCACUAAGUCUUCUGCACAUGCGAGAACAUUAAAUUCUGCGAGAACGUUAAAUUCUCCUUGUCGCGUGUAUUCUAGGACACAAUUUGGCCAAAACUACAAUGCAGAGAACGUAGGAUGCCUGGUGGUAGGAUAGUUAUGCAUGACUGAUUCUGUUCUCGCGUUGCGUUGUCGAACAAAUCAAAAGCUCCCUAUAAUGGUAUCUGUGUUGAGCUAAAAAAAAAAUCAAUAUUUGAAUUAAGCCCUGUCCAGACUAUCACAUUUUAUUUGACAAAAACAUGUGACAUGCCUAAAUAUGGUC
This is a messenger RNA of Anneissia japonica, 1652 nucleotides long. RefSeq lists its product as uncharacterized. The transcript has 2 exons. Bases 496 to 1218 code for a protein of 240 amino acids. The record is from RefSeq and is a predicted model, not a curated record. NCBI's taxonomy places the organism in Eukaryota, Metazoa, Echinodermata, Crinoidea, Comatulida, Comatulidae.